AUGGAAACUCUUAGAGUGAAGCUCGGCUUUGAAGGGAUGUUUGUGGUGGAUCCUAUAGGGAGAAGUGGUGGGCUUGGUCUAUUUUGGAAGGAGAAAGACUUGCUGGAAAUUCAAAAUUACUCUAGAAUGCAUAUCAAUGCCGUGGUUAAAACUGUAGAGGGGACAAGUGGGUGGAAGCUGACCGGUUUUUAUGGCCAACCGGAUUGGACCAAAAGGCACGAGUCUUGGGCGCUAUUGCGACACCUAAAACAAUUUUCUCCGUUUCCGUGGCUUUGUAUUGGUGAUUAUAAUGAAAUUACGGAUCAAAGUGAGAAAGUGGGAGCCAAUCUUCGGAAGAACACGAUGAUGGGUCAGUUUCGGGAGGCCCUCGAAGACUGCAACCUCAGUGAUUUGGGGUACAUUGGGUCGAAGUAUACGUGGAACAAUCGCCGUGAGGAUGACGGUUUUAUUAAAGAGCGAUUGGAUAGAGCCACGGCCAAUACCGGAUGGUGUAAUCUCUUCAAAAAAUUUGAGUUGAGGGUGUUGGCUGCACGUACAUCAGAUCACAAGCCACUCUUACUCUCUUAUACGGACAGAGGUGAUGACUGUGCAGGCCCCCUUCGUGGAACAAAAUUUGAAGCCAGAUGGUUACAUGAUGAAGAGGCAAAUGAGGUGAUUAGAAGGGCGUGGAUAUCAGAUAUGGGGGGAGGGCCGAGUAUGAACACUGUGCAGCAAAAGCUUGCAACAUGCAAAGCUGAUUUACGUACCUGGAGCUGGAAAAAACACGGGCAGGUUGAGAAAAAAAUAAAAGAGAAGACCAAGGAAUUGGAAGAGGUGCAGAAACAGGAAAAUAAAGAAAAUGUGGGAAAAAUCCAGCAGCUCCAAGGCGAAAUUGAUAUUCUGCUGGAACAAGAAGAUACACGAUGGAAACAACGGGCCAAACAAAAUUGGUACCAACAAGGAGAUCGAAAUACCCCAUUCUUUCAUGCUUGGGCGAGCCACCGGCGGAAGAUUAAUUACAUUGGGAAGGUAGUUGAUGAAGGGGGAACCGAAUGGAGCAAGAUGGAAGACAUUGGUACCGCAUUCACUGAAUUUUACCAGCAGCUAUUCACUACAGGGACGGUGCAGGGUGUGGGUGAAUGUUUGGAGGGGAUGGAGAGGCGAGUUACAGAGGAGAUGAAUAAUAACCUCCUCAGGCCGUUUACUCAGAGUGAAGUGGAAGAUGCUUUGAAUCAAAUGCACCCAUUAAAGUCUCCCGGACCCGAUGGCAUGUCAGCGGUGUUCUAUCAACAUUCUUGGGGUAUGAUCAACAAGGAGGUAUGUAAGGCGGUGCUUGAUUUUUUGAAUAAUGGAAUUUUUGAACCUUCCAUCAAUGAGACUUUUAUUACCUUAAUUCCAAAGAUCAAAACCCCCACACGUAUCACUGAGUAUAGGCCCAUCAGUUUAUGUAAUGUUAUUUAUAAAUUGAUUGCAAAAGCCUUAGCUAACAGAAUGAAGAAGGUAUUGUCCCAGGUUAUUUCCCCAAAUCAAAGUGCAUUCCUCCCAGGUCGACUAAUCACAGACAACAUAUUGGUAGCUUAUGAAGCCCUUCACACGAUGGAUGCUAGAUUAUCGGGAAGGAAAGGCUAUAUGGCUUUGAAGCUAGACAUGAGUAAGGCCUAUGAUCGGGUUGAAUGGGCUUUUUUGGAGGCUAUUAUGGUAGGAUUGGGGUUUGCCGAAGAAUGGGUAGGAAAAGUGAUGACGUGUGUUCGCACGGUUACAUACUCUAUUCUCAUAAACGGCCAACCAUAUGGGAAAAUUGUGCCAUCUCGGGGGAUACGGCAAGGGGACCCACUAUCUCCUUAUCUCUUCAUCUUGUGUGCGGAGGGUCUUAGCACUCUGUUAAAUAAGGCGGAACAGGAGGGUCAGAUCUCAGGAUUCCCAAUUGCCCGUAGAGGAACAAAGAUAAAUCAUCUCUUGUUCGCGGAUGACAGCUUACUCUUUUGCCGAGCCAGUAUUUUAGAGUGGGCACGCAUACAAGAUGUUUUGGAGGUAUAUGAGAAAGCAUCAGGCCAACAAUUGAACCGGAGCAAGACUUCUAUUUUCUUUAGCAAGAAUACUAAGAUAGAAGCUAAAACAGUCAUCCUCAAUGCAGCGGGGGUGAUCUCUACGGAUAGGUAUGAGAAAUAUCUGGGUCUACCGGCUUUAAUUGGGAGGUCAAAGGUGAGUGCUUUUACAAAUAUUACAGGGAAAAUAUGGGAACGCAUUAAUGGCUGGAAGGAAAAGUUCCUCUCCCAAGCAGGGAAGGAAGUGCUCUUAAAAGCUGUGGUGCAAUCGAUUCCAACAUUUACAAUGAGUGUCUUUCAAUUGCCCAAAACUCUUUGUAAAGAAAUUAACGCCAUGAUGGCUAAAUUUUGGUGGGGGCAUAAGGAGAAUGACUCGCGGAUUGCAUGGAUGAGUUGGCAUAAGAUGGGCAUGGCAAAGGAGAGUGGCGGGUUGGGGUUUCGUGAUCUUGAAAUGUUCAACCUAGCACUCCUUGCCAAACAAGGUUGGCGAAUCAUGACAAACCCCAAUACCUUAGUAGCCACGAUACUCCGAGAAAAAUACUACCCCCACGGGAACUUUUUGGAAGCCAAUUUGGGACGUAAACCCUCUUACGCAUGGAGAAGUAUAUGGAAUGCCAAAGGUCUUCUUAAUGAAGGCUUAAUAUGGAGAGUUGGUAAUGGAGAAUCAAUCCGGAUUUGGGAAGAUCGGUGGCUUCCAAACAAAGGGUCACACAAAGUCCAGUCGCCCAUCCAUAUUUUACCUAGAGAUGCUACCGUGAGUGCUCUUCUAAAUUCUGAUACGAGAUGGUGGGAUACGGAUUUGGUACAUAAUGUUUUUAAUGAAGAAGAAGCUAGGGAGAUAUGUGGAAUGGUGGUAUGUCCCAAUACUAGAAGUGACCGAUUAGUUUGGGCAGGGGAGAAGAAUGGUGUAUUCACAGUCCGAAGCGCUUAUCAUUUAGCUAAAGCACUUGGGCUAAGGGAAGAAGGAAGCUGUUCGGAAGACACUAGGCUCAAAAGGGUGUGGAAAGGGAUAUGGAAGAUAAGGGGAGCAAGUGUGGUUAAAACUUUCAUGUGGCAAGCAUGUAAUAAUAUUCUACCUACAAAGGAGGUGUUGCACAAGAGGAAAAUCACUCAAGACCCUCUCUGCCCGAUUUAUGGCUUGAAAACAGAAACUGUAGGCCAUAUACUAUGGAGUUGCCCUUCUGCCAGAGACGUAUGGACAGAGUGCUAUCCCAAACUCAGUAAAUGUGCCAGUCUUGAAGCUGAUUUCAUUGAUAUCAUGGCCCACCUGCUGGAGCGAUUGGAUGCAGAUCAAUUACAAUUUAUGGCGUCAGUUGCUCGACAAAUCUGGCUAAGGAGAAAUUUGGUGGUGUUUGGAGGGGAAUUGACGGAACCAAGCACUAUCAUUCGCUGGAGCAAGGAUCAAGUUGAAAACUGGUGCAACUUUAAUAAACGAAGGACACGGAGGGAGGUUACUUCUGAGCGAGCUCCUUCAACUGUAUGGACCAAACCACCCCAGGGAUAUGUGAAAAUAAACUGGGAUGCCUCGGUUGACAAACAGAGAAACAGAAUGGGAGUGGGUGUAGUUAUUCGCGAUCAUGAAGGAGGAGUUGUUGCAAUGUUUUGCACAAGUAAAGAGUUCGUGCAGGACCCAACCAUGGCUGAGGCCAUUGGAGCAUGGGAAGCAGUGAAGCUGGCUCAAAGGCUGGAGCUGCGGCAAGCCCUGUUCGAAGGGGACUCUUUAGAAGUUGUGAGAAUGAUGCAAAGGGAAGAUGGCUGUUGGACUACAUAUGGACAGAUCGUGAAUGAUGCACAGGAGAGGCUGCAACACUUGAAUGGGUGGGGUAUUAAUCAUGUUGGCAGAUCUGCAAAUGGUGCUGCCCACCAACUGGCUAAGCUGGCCCUUGGGUAUGUUGACACGCGAGAAUGGCAGGAGUUGUUUCCUCCGAGUGUGCUCUCUAUUGUAUUAGCUGAAAGCUGA
This is a messenger RNA of Corylus avellana, 3984 nucleotides long. The record is from RefSeq and is a predicted model, not a curated record. NCBI's taxonomy places the organism in Eukaryota, Viridiplantae, Streptophyta, Magnoliopsida, Fagales, Betulaceae.